This is a messenger RNA of Spathaspora passalidarum NRRL Y-27907, 3897 nucleotides long. RefSeq names its product myosin 5 (gene MYO5). NCBI's taxonomy places the organism in Eukaryota, Fungi, Ascomycota, Pichiomycetes, Serinales, Debaryomycetaceae. Gene Ontology annotation, molecular function: ATP binding; microfilament motor activity; actin filament binding. The transcript has a single exon. Bases 1 to 3897 code for a protein of 1298 amino acids. Gene Ontology annotation, cellular component: plasma membrane; cell tip; cytoplasm. The record is from RefSeq and is a predicted model, not a curated record. Gene Ontology annotation, biological process: actin filament organization; endocytosis; vesicle transport along actin filament.
AUGGCUAUUGUAAAACUUGGUGGUCGUAAAAAGAACCAAGCACCACCGGCCAAAUCUAAUGGAUCGGGCGGUGGUGGUAUCAAGAAAGCAGAGUUUGAUAUCACCAAGAAAAAGGAAGUGGGUGUGUCGGACUUGACCCUUUUAUCCAAGAUCACCGACGAAGCAAUCAACGACAAUCUACACAAGAGAUUCAUGAACGACACUAUAUACACUUAUAUCGGGCAUGUGUUGAUUUCUGUCAACCCCUUUCGAGAUUUAGGGAUCUACACUCCCGAACACUUGGACAAGUAUCGUGGCAGAAAUAGACUAGAAGUGCCCCCUCAUGUGUUUGCCAUUGCUGAGUCAAUGUACUACCAUUUGAAAUCAUAUGGCGAGAAUCAAUGUGUGAUUAUUUCCGGUGAAUCGGGAGCAGGUAAAACUGAAGCUGCUAAACAAAUUAUGCAAUAUAUCGCCAAUGUGUCCGUUGAUAAGGGUAAUGUGGAGAUCACCAAGAUUAAAGAUAUGGUGUUGGCCACCAAUCCCUUGUUGGAAUCAUUUGGGUGUGCCAAGACCUUGAGAAAUAACAAUUCCAGUAGACAUGGAAAGUAUUUGGAAAUCCAGUUCAGUGAAGGAAGUUACCAGCCUAUUGCUGCCCACAUCACCAAUUACUUGUUGGAAAAACAAAGAGUGGUGUCGCAGAUCACCAAUGAGCGUAACUUUCACAUCUUCUACCAGUUCACCAAGGCCUGCCCAGAAAAGUAUAAGCAACAAUUUGGUAUUCAGGGUCCCGAAUCCUAUAUAUAUACUGCUGCAGCUAAAUGUAUUGAUGUGGAUGGUAUUAACGAUAGCAAGGACUUUAAUGAUACUAUCAAUGCUAUGAAUAUCAUUGGAUUAACUCAAGAAGAGCAAGAUAACAUUUUCAGAAUGUUGGCUGCAAUUUUAUGGGUGGGUAAUAUCUCGUUUGUGGAAGAUGAAAGCGGGAAUGCGGCAAUUCGCGAUGAAACUGUGACUCAAUUCGUAGCUUAUCUUCUUGAUGUUUCUCCUGAAAUCAUGAAGAAGGCUAUUAUCGAACGUACUAUUGAAACUACCCACGGUUCAAGAAGAGGAAGUACUUACCACGUUCCAUUGAACAUUGUCCAAGCCACUUCGGUACGUGAUGCCCUUGCUAAAGGUAUCUACAACAACCUUUUCGAAUGGAUCGUGGAAAGAGUCAAUGUCUCGCUUAAAGGUGUGCAACAAUCAGACAAGACCAUUGGUAUCCUUGAUAUCUACGGGUUUGAAAUUUUCGAACACAAUUCCUUUGAACAAGUUUGUAUCAAUUAUGUUAAUGAAAAAUUACAACAAAUUUUCAUUCAAUUGACCUUGAAAGCAGAACAAGAUGAAUAUGUCCAAGAACAAAUCAAGUGGACCCCAAUUGAAUAUUUCAACAACAAGGUUGUGUGUGACUUGAUUGAAGAAGUUAGACCCAACCCAGGGUUAUUCGCUGCCUUGAAUGAUUCCAUCAAGACUGCCCAUGCCGACUCAGAAGCCGCUGAUCAAGUUUUUGCCCAAAGAUUGAGCAUGGUUGGUGCAAGCAAUCGUCAUUUUGAAGACAGAAGAGGCAAGUUUAUUAUCAAGCAUUAUGCUGGUGAUGUCACUUACGAUGUUGCCGGUAUGACCGAUAAGAACAAGGAUGCUAUGUUGCGUGAUCUCUUGGAAUUAUUGGGAACUUCCAGUAAUCAGUUCAUUACUCAGAUCUUAUUCCCACCUGGAUUAUUGGCUGCUUUGACUGAUUCAAAAAAGAGAUUGGAAACUGCCAGUGACAAGAUUAAAACCAGUGCCAAUAAGUUGGUUGACACAUUAUCCAAAUGUAGUCCAUCAUACAUCAGAACUAUCAAACCCAACCAAUCCAAAAAACCUAGAGAUUACGAUAACCACCAAGUAUUACAUCAAAUCAAGUAUUUGGGUUUGAAGGAAAAUGUCCGUAUUAGAAGAGCCGGGUUUGCUUAUAGAUCAACCUUUGAACGAUUUGUGCAAAGAUUCUACUUGUUAUCACCCCAGACUGGGUAUGCAGGUGAUUAUAUCUGGCGAGGUGAUGAUAUUUCCGCCGUCAAGGAAAUCUUGCGUGCUUGUUAUAUUCCUGCUACUGAAUUCCAAAUGGGUACUAGUAAGGUGUUUAUCAAGACCCCUGAGACUUUGUUCGCCUUAGAAGAUAUGAGAGAUAAGUACUGGCAUAACAUGGCCACGAGAAUCCAACGUGCUUGGAGAAGAUACGUCAAGAGAAAAGAAGAUGCCGCCAAGACUAUACAACGUGCUUGGAGAGUAAAGAAGCAUGGUAACCAAUUUGAGCAAUUACGUGAUUAUGGUAACGGAUUGUUGCAAGGUAGAAAAGAACGUAGAAGAAUGUCGAUGUUGGGAUCGAGAGCAUUCAUGGGUGAUUAUCUUGGUUGUAACUUUUCCAGUGGAUAUGGUAGAUUUAUUGUCAAUCAAAUUGGAUUAAAGGAGCAAGUUAUAUUUUCGGCCAAAGGUGAAAUAUUGACAGCCAAGUUUGGUAGAUCUUCCAAGAGAAUGCCGAGAAUAUUCAUCUUAACCAGAUCGAAUUUGUAUAUUAUUGCUGAAGUUUUAGUGGAAAAGAGAUUACAAUUACAAACUGAAUUGACUAUCCCUCUUGGCGGAAUCAACUAUGUGGCAUUAUCUACGUUACAAGAUAAUUGGGUGGCUGUGUCAUUACAUUCGUUCACUCCAACUACCCAUGAUGUAUUGAUUAAUUUGGAUUUCAAGACUGAAUUAAUCACUCAUAUGAAGAAAAUCAGCCCAGGGUUAACCAUCAAGGUUGGACCAACUGUUGAAUAUCAAAAGAAGGCUGGAAAGUACCAUAGUGUUAAAUUCACCAUUGGUUCAGGUGCUGAAGUGCCGGUCAAUAGUGAUCAUUAUAAAUCAGGAACUGUUACUGUAAGACAAGGAUUGCCCGCCAACAGUAAGAAUCCUAAACGACCAAGAGGUCGUUCUGGUAAGGUUGAUUAUAGUAAGUAUUACAAUAGAGGAGCAGCCACCAGACUGAGUGUUUCCAAACCAGUUAUUCAAAGACAGCCAACCCAUCAAUUCCAACAACAAGCUCCUGUAUAUCAAACCCCGGCCUAUGAUACACAAGUUCAACAACAACAACAACAACCGGUUGUUCAACAACAGCCAGUGGUUCAGCAACAGACUAGUCCUAGCCAACAACGUCGUAAGGUUCCACCCCCAGCUCCAGUAAAUGUUGCAGCCGCUGCUGCACAAGCCGCUUAUGGUCAGAAACCACAAACUGUUCAACCUGCAGCGCAAGCAAAGGCUCAGACACCAACGCCUGUUGUUCCUUCCAGAGCUAAGAAGACUGCGCCUGCACCGCCAGCCAAGAAGACGGCACCACCUCCACCACCGCCAGCAUUAUCUAAACCAAAGCAUCCUACUUAUAAAGCUAUGUAUGAUUAUGAUGGUUCAGUUCCUAAUACUUUCCCAUUGACCAAGGAUGAAGUUUACUAUGUUGAAGAAAAGAACGAUAAUUGGGCGUUGGUUAAGAAGUUAGAUGAACUGGCCAAAGGAUGGUCACCAGUAGCAUAUUUGCAAGAAUGUGCUCCACCAACUGGUAAAGCUAGUGCACCCCCACCUCCGCCUCCACCUCCUGCCCAAGCUGCACAACCUUCUGCCACCACCACAACCGCCACUGAUUACUCCAACCCAACCAGCAGUACCAGUUCCUACACCACCCAAACCACGGCGGCAACCACAGCUGCUGCUCUGGAUGGAGCUGCAAAUCUCGGUAAUGGAUUAGCAGAUGCUUUGAAACAAAGAAAGAAUGAAGAGACCACGUUAGCUGGUUCUUUAGCUGACGCAUUAAAGAGAAGACAGGGCGCAACCAGGGAUGAUAGUGACGAGGAGGAAGAUGAUGACGACUGGUAG